AAAAUGCUUUUCUUUUAUCAUUUCGGGGGCAACACCUCUUAAUGGCACAUGCAAUGGUGAGAUAUUGAUGCUGUCUUUUAGUGCGUUACAUUUGUUCUGUCUAGUUGUAGUGACAAAAGCAGGGUCGUCGCUGGUGGGGUGAAAGGUGAUGACGAUUAUAGGGGCCAAUGGCUGUGAACUGCUUGUUGCUUGUCUGUCUUUCUUUCUGCUCUUUUGCUCUGGAUGCUUCAGGGACAACACCUCUUAAUGGCACAAGCAAUGGGACCAUUGACCUGUACACAAAGACAGGCGGAAAGUGUGCAUCAACCGGUGGCUGCCAGUGGUCUGCAUAUGACUGUAGAUGCUUCCGCUUUUUUAGCUGCGGGACUUCCUGGAUUGAUGCAGAGAAACAGUGUUUGGACUACAACGGGCACCUCGCCUCUGUACACACUAAGGCAGAGUACACCUUCAUACAAAACCUGAUUAAAUCUCAAACUCGAGCUUCAACUGAGGCCUGGAUAGGAGGCUAUGGCUCUGUUUCAGAGAGAUCAUGGCUCUGGAAUGAUGGGUCCAAAAUGAACCUAGAGAUAUGGGCUCCUGGACAACACGAUCAUAAGAAUGGGAAAGAGAACUGUAUUGGGAUGAACUAUGACUGCUCGGAAAAGUGGAAUAACUACAACUGUGAUCGGAAAAUGGGUUUUGUGUGUAGCAGGAUGAAAAAGCUUAAUGGAGAAUGUUGAAUGUCGUAUUGUAUGACCCAAAUAGUUGACCCAAAAAUGACAAAUAUUUACAACAGUGCUUACCCUCAGUCGAUCCAAGACAAAGAGGAGUUCUUCAUCAGAACAGAUUUGAAGAAAUAUAACUUUACAUAAUUUUCUUAUUGACGGAUCCUCUGCGGUGAAUGGGUGCCAUCAGAAUGAGAGCUUAAACAGCUGAUCAUGAAAACAUCACAAUAAUCCACACGACUCCAGUCCAUCAAUUAAUGUCUUGUGAAGUGAAAGGCUGCAAGUUUGUAAUCAAAUUUUCUUUUUCAUUUUUCGGUCAACUGCUCCUUUAACUAAUUCUCUCUGAUUUCUUUACUAAUGUGCAAGUAGAACUCACAUAUGUGCAUUUUCUGAAUGAAAC
Onychostoma macrolepis is the source of this 1104-nucleotide messenger RNA. RefSeq names its product ladderlectin-like. The transcript has 7 exons. NCBI's taxonomy places the organism in Eukaryota, Metazoa, Chordata, Actinopteri, Cypriniformes, Cyprinidae. The coding region runs from base 168 to 719 and encodes 183 amino acids. The record is from RefSeq and is a predicted model, not a curated record. Gene Ontology annotation, molecular function: signaling receptor activity.